GAUCAGGAAUCUGCGGUAUUCGGUUUCUUGUGUGAAGCGGUUCGCGAUUUUCGGGCUGGCAAACGGCAUCGUGCGAAAUGCGUCUUUAAAUUUUGUAUCGAAUGUAAACUUAGACAGUGCGUUAACAGUUUAAUUCAAUGUGUGAUCAGUAAACAUCGAAACUAAAGUUGACAAAAGAAAAUUUUCCACCGCGGAGGAAAAAGUGUAGUGAUUCGGAAGUGAGAAAAUCGAUUCGUGAAAAGCCGUUCGAAGAGAAACAAAAAUAUGGAUAAGUGUGAUUCGUCAGCGGAAAGCUGCGAUACUGAACCGCCCGUUAAAAAAAGCAACCAAAGUAUCCUCACCAACGGAAACGUCGAAACCGAGGUUGCCAUCGAUGCCGUUGCGCAGCAGAUAAAACGUGUAUCAUUCUCCAAUGCCAAUCACAUCUACGGUGAGCAGGGAGACUCUUCUGAAAAACUCAACAAUCAUUGCGCAUUGAAUAAUACUACCAGCGAUUCGGGCUUAGAUACUGUGAACGCAAAUAACAACGUCAUCAAGAACGGAAUGGACUCCAAUAGUGGUGAGGGAGGCGGUGGGGAUAGGCCCAACUUCAUAGUCGGUGAAGAUGGCCUGGAGGAAAGCGAGGCAAAGGAUGAGUUCCCCCAGAAUACUCAGAACGGCAUGCAAUCGCACUCCGCGUAUGAAAUUAGUCUCAAUGAGAAGCGGCGCCGAUUAAGACCUAGUAUGUCCCAUGGCACCGGUCUAGGAUUAGAACGAGGCCAUGAACGGGAUUUCGUGCUAUCGACUACGGAAGAAUUCGUCAAAAAAUUCAAUGGAACGCGCGCGAUCAAUAAGGUGCUGAUUGCCAACAAUGGAAUUGCAGCGGUCAAGUGUAUGCGGUCGAUCCGACGGUGGGCAUACGAGAUGUUCAAGAAUGAAAGGGCGGUGCGUUUCGUCGUUAUGGUCACCCCGGAGGAUCUUAAGGCUAACGCCGAGUACAUCAAGAUGGCCGAUCACUACGUCCCGGUACCAGGCGGAUCGAAUAACAAUAAUUACGCGAACGUCGAACUGAUUGUGGACAUCGCCCUCCGGACGCAGGUUCAAGCGGUUUGGGCAGGUUGGGGACAUGCUUCCGAAAACCCAAAGCUGCCCGAACUGCUGCACAAAAAGGGUUUGGUAUUUUUGGGCCCACCGGAGCGUGCCAUGUGGGCUUUAGGAGACAAGGUUGCCUCCUCGAUAGUUGCACAAACGGCCGAAAUUCCAACGCUGCCCUGGUCCGGUUCAGAACUGAAGGCCCAAUAUAGCGGGAAGAAAAUCAAAAUUUCCAGUGAUUUGUUCGCCCGUGGGUGUGUAACAACUUCGGAACAGGGAUUAAUAGCCGCCGGAAAGAUCGGAUUCCCAGUGAUGAUCAAAGCGUCUGAAGGUGGCGGCGGGAAAGGUAUUCGCCGAGUUGAUCAAGCAGAUGAAUUUCCGGCUUUGUUCCGUCAGGUGCAAGCCGAAGUACCUGGAUCACCAAUUUUUGUGAUGAAACUUGCUCGUGGAGCGCGACAUUUAGAGGUGCAGCUUCUAGCCGAUCAGUACGGCAAUGCUAUCAGUUUGUUCGGACGUGAUUGUUCUAUUCAGAGAAGACAUCAAAAAAUCAUUGAAGAAGCUCCUGCAAUUAUUGCUGAACCAGAGGUUUUCGAAGAUAUGGAAAAGGCAGCUGUUCGGUUGGCAAAAAUGGUUGGCUAUGUGAGUGCUGGUACGGUGGAAUAUUUGUACGAUGCAGAAGGAAGAUAUUUUUUCCUGGAGUUGAAUCCUCGUUUGCAAGUAGAGCACCCGUGUACAGAAAUGGUAGCUGAAGUGAAUCUACCCGCUUGUCAACUGCAAAUUGGAAUGGGUAUCCCAUUGUAUAGAAUCAAAGAUAUUCGAUUGUUGUACGGCGAAAACCCAUGGGGAUCGUCGGUGAUUGAUUUCGAUGAUCCAGCAACGAAGCCACGUCCUCGCGGUCAUGUGAUUGCCGCUCGUAUCACAUCUGAGAAUCCGGAUGAAGGCUUCAAGCCAAGCUCAGGAACGGUGCAGGAAUUGAACUUCCGAUCGAGUCAAAACGUUUGGGGUUACUUCAGUGUGGCUGCGUCAGGCGGGCUUCACGAGUUUGCUGAUUCCCAAUUUGGUCAUUGCUUUUCAUGGGGAGAGAACCGACAGCAAGCUAGGGAAAAUUUGGUUAUCGCAUUGAAGGAACUUUCAAUCCGCGGUGAUUUCCGUACGACUGUUGAAUAUUUAAUUACGCUUCUGGAAACGAAUAGCUUUUUGGAUAAUACAAUCGAUACAGCAUGGCUGGAUGCACUGAUUGCCGAACGAGUGAAGGCGGAUAAACCGGAUAUAAUACUUGGAGUAAUCUGUGGUGCCCUGCAUAUUGCAGAUCGGAAAAUAACGGAGGCAUUCACAAGCUUCCAAACAUCGAUGGAAAAAGGACAAAUUCAGGCAGCUAAUACGUUGACAAAUGUGAUAGAUGUGGAGUUGAUAUCCGAAGCUAUUCGAUAUAAAGUUCAACCAGCUAAAACCGGUCCAAACACAUAUUUCCUUGUGAUGAAUGGAUCGUUCAAGGAAGUUGAAGUUCAUAGGUUGUCCGAUGGAGGCAUGUUGAUUUCGUUGGAUGGAUCGAGUUAUACAACCUACAUGAAAGAAGAAGUUGAUCGGUAUCGUAUCGUGAUUGGCAAUCAGACGUGUGUUUUUGAUAAAGAAAAUGAUCCUUCCUUAUUGCGAUCCCCAUCCGCAGGUAAAUUGAUCAAUUUGUUGAUCGAAGAUGGAGCUCAUGUAAACAAAGGACAGCCUUAUGCAGAAAUCGAAGUCAUGAAGAUGGUUAUGACCCUCACCGCUAGUGAAACAGGUACCGUGUCAUUUGUGCGUCGUCCAGGAGCAGUUCUUGAUGCUGGUUCAUUGCUGGGACACCUAGAACUGGAUGAUCCCUCAUUAGUCACAAAAGCUCAACCCUACAAGAAUCCAUGGCCGCUAACCGCUGAUAGCGUACAGGUUCCUGAAAAAUUGAACCGGGUGCAUUCCACAUACAAAACUAUCCUGGAAAACACAUUAGGUGGAUAUUGUCUGCCUGACCCUUAUAACGCCCCUAGACUAAGGGAAAUUAUCGAAAAGUUCAUGCAAAGCUUGCGUGACCCAUCGCUGCCGCUGCUAGAACUGCAGGAAGUUAUUGCCUCAAUUUCCGGCCGUAUUCCUCUGUCAGUGGAAAAGAAAAUCCGCAAAUUGAUGCAACUCUAUGAACGGAAUAUCACGAGCGUGCUAGCCCAGUUCCCAUCGCAGCAAAUUGCUUCCGUGAUCGACAUGCACGCUGCCACAUUACAAAAGCGCACCGACCGCGACGUUUUCUUCCUCACCACUCAAGGAAUAGUGCAAUUGGUGCAACGUUAUCGCAACGGCAUCCGUGGUCGUAUGAAGGCUGCUGUUCACGAGUUACUGCGCCAGUACUACGCAGUCGAGUCUCAGUUCCAGCACGGACAUUACGACAAAUGUGUGGGCGCUAUCCGUGACAAGCAUAAAGAUAAUAUGGAUGUUGUUGUCGGAACAAUCUUCUCACAUAGUCAAGUGGCGAAGAAAAAUCUUUUGGUAACUCUGCUGGUAGACCAUUUGUGGGCAAAUGAGCCAGGAUUGACCGACGAGUUAGCUGCCACGUUGAGCGAACUAACUUCGCUUAAUCGAGCGGAACACUCGCGUGUUGCUCUACGCGCUCGUCAGGUGCUAAUUGCAGCACAUCAGCCGGCGUAUGAAUUGCGUCACAAUCAGAUGGAAUCGAUUUUCUUAUCUGCUGUCGACAUGUACGGUCACGACUUUCAUCCGGAAAAUCUGCAGCGUCUGAUUCAGUCGGAAACAUCAAUUUUCGAUAUCUUGCAUGAUUUCUUCUACCACUCGAAUCGGGCCGUUUGUAACGCUGCAUUGGAGGUCUACGUGCGUCGUGCAUACACUUCUUACGACCUGACGUGUUUGCAGCAUCUGGAACUGUCCGGAGAAGUUCCAUUGGUACAUUUCCAAUUCCUUCUGCCAACAGCGCAUCCAAACCGUUACAAGAUACUUCCGGAUGGAACCGAGACGGACAACAUUUACGAUUCUUUCAUGCGUACCGGUUGCAUGGCUGCGUUUGAUUCGUUUGAACAUUUCACUGAAUAUUCGGAUGAAAUUUUGGAUCUGCUGGAAGAUUUUGCCUCACCUGCCUUCGUCAAUCCCAAAGUGCUGGAAGCCGUGGACACCGGAGAUUCUGAACGCCGUAUGAGUACGUCAAUUAAUGUCUCUAUUUCGGACCCGAUCACUCGGCCUGCCGAAACUGAUGGAAUUGCAGCUCUUCCUGCUGAAGCAAUGCAUAUUCUGAGUAUCGCUGUCCGAGACAUGGGCGAUAUGGACGAUUUACAGAUGGAGCAAGUUUUCGGAUCAUUUUGCGCACAGCAUCGGGAGGAACUUUUGAACCGUCGUGUGAGAAGAAUCACUUUUGCAGCACUUAAGAAACGUCAAUUCCCCAAAUUCUUCACGUACCGUGCCCGGGACAAUUUCGAGGAGGAUCGUAUCUAUCGUCAUCUCGAGCCAGCUUGUGCUUUCCAGCUGGAACUGAAUCGUAUGCGUACGUAUGAUUUGGAAGCCCUGCCAACCGCGAAUCAGAAGAUGCAUCUUUAUUUGGGUCGCGCCAAGGUGCCAAAGGGACAGGAAGUUACUGAUUUCCGUUUCUUCAUUCGCUCGAUCAUUCGACACUCGGAUCUAAUUACCAAAGAAGCUUCGUUCGAGUAUCUUCAGAAUGAAGGUGAACGUGUUUUGUUGGAGGCGAUGGAUGAGCUGGAAGUCGCAUUUUCUCACCCUCAUGCUAAACGGACGGAUUGUAACCACAUUUUCCUGAACUUUGUUCCAACGGUUAUAAUGGAUCCGGGAAAAAUAGAAGAAUCGGUUACCAAAAUGGUGAUGCGUUAUGGUCCUCGUUUGUGGAAGCUCCGAGUACUACAAGCCGAACUUAAAAUGGUAAUUCGACCGACAACUCAAUCCCCAACUACCUCCGUUCGUUUAUGCAUAGCAAACGAUUCAGGUUACUUCCUAGACAUAGCGAUGUACACCGAAGUGACCGAUCCAGAAUCUCAUGUGAUCAAAUUCCAAGCGUAUGGAAAUAGACAAGGUCCACUAAAUGGAUUGCCAAUUUCGUCGCCCUACAUGACCAAAGAUUAUUUACAGCAAAAACGAUUCCAAGCACAAUCGAAUGGUACAACUUAUGUGUAUGAUAUUCCGGACAUGUUCCGUCAGAUGACUGAACGCUUGUGGAAGGAGUUUUCCAAAGCAAGACCGACGGAAGAUAUUCGAAUUCCCGAGAAGAUAUUGCUCGUUUGUAACGAACUGGUUCUAAAAGGAGAUACUCUAGAGGAAAUUCAACGACUACCUGGAGAAAAUAAUGUUGGCAUGGUGGCAUGGAGAAUUGUUCUUGCCACACCUGAAUUCCCGGAUGGUCGUGAAAUCGUUGUGAUUGCUAAUGAUCUGACAUAUUUUAUUGGCUCGUUUGGACCACAAGAAGAUUUUCUAUUCUGUAAAGCAUCGGAACUAUCUCGACAACGUAAAUGCCCUAGAAUCUACAUUUCAGUCAACAGUGGAGCUCGCAUCGGAUUGGCCGAGGAAGUCAAAUCUCUGUUCAAAAUUGCAUGGGAGGAUCCAGAUGAACCAGAAAAAGGAUUUAAGUACCUAUAUUUGACUACAGAAGACUAUAGCAAGAUAGCCAAUACAAAUUCUGUCCGUGCCAUUUUGAUUGAGGACGAAGGUGAGCCGCGCUAUAAAAUCACCGACAUUAUUGGCAAAACUGAUGGUCUUGGUGUGGAGAACCUGCGAUAUGCUGGUAUGAUUGCCGGUGAAACUUCUAGAGCAUACGAAGAUGUGGUGACGAUUUCGAUGGUAACCUGCAGAACUAUCGGUAUUGGAUCCUACUUGGUGCGACUUGGGCAGCGUGUGAUACAGAUAGACAAUUCUCAUAUUAUUUUAACCGGCUUUGCCGCUUUGAAUAAGCUGUUAGGUAGGAAAGUGUAUGCCUCAAACAAUCAGCUGGGUGGAAUUCAGAUUAUGUACAAUAACGGCGUAACUCACAAAACGGAAGCCCUUGAUUUAGAUGGUGUGUACACAAUACUAUAUUGGCUCUCUUACAUUCCGGAUAUCCGUGGAGGAACGCUCCCCAUUGUAUCGGCAAGCGAUUCCAUUAAUCGGCCAAUUGACUUCAUGCCAACCAAAGCACCGUAUGAUCCGCGGUGGAUGCUGGCAGGUCGUGUCAACCCCUCUAACCCCUCUGAGUGGGAAACCGGUUUCUUUGAUCGUGGCACAUGGUCAGAGGUGAUGGAGCCCUGGGCAAAAACGGUGGUCGUUGGACGUGCUAAGCUUGGUGGCAUCCCAGUUGGAGUAAUAGCCGUGGAAACCAGAACCGUCGAACUGACGAUACCCGCCGAUCCGGCCAAUCUCGAUUCCGAAGCGAAAACAUUCCAACAAGCCGGUCAGGUGUGGUUCCCGGAUUCGUCCUACAAAACGGCACAAGCAAUUAAGGACUUUGGUCGGGAGGAGCUGCCGCUGAUAAUCUUGGCCAAUUGGCGAGGAUUCUCCGGCGGACAGAAAGAUAUGUAUGAGCAAAUCGUCAAGUUCGGAGCGUACAUUGUGGAUGGGCUGAGAGAGUACAAACAACCGGUUAUCAUUUACCUGCCUCCAAAUGCAGAACUUCGGGGUGGAGCAUGGGCAGUGCUGGACCCGACGAUCAAUCCGCGCUACAUGGAAACCUACGCCGAUCCUGAAUCUCGUGCCGGAGUGUUGGAACCUGAAGGUAUCGUAGAAGUCAAGUUCAAGGAUAAGGAUCUCAUCAAAGCCAUUCAGCGGCUUGACCCCGUAACACUGGAUGUAAGUAACUUUUUAAUGAACCUCAUCCAUAAUAUAUUCUUACUUAUUCAAUUUAAUUUUCUUUACAUAAUGUUUCCACAGCUGAAGAAGAAGCAAGCCGAGGCUGGUGGCAAUAAGGACGCGGUGGCGGAUUUUGAGAACCAAAUCAAGCUACGAAUCAAUUCGUUGUUGCACGUGUACCACACGGUAGCCGUGCAUUUCGCAGAUCUUCACGACACACCGGAACGAAUGCUGGAGAAGGGAUGCAUUAGCGAAAUCGUACCAUGGCGAAGCUCACGUAGCUUUUUAUAUUGGCGCAUGCGCCGGUUACUGCUCGAAGAGUAUUUCAUUAAACAAAUCUUGGAUGCUCAAGAUAGCCUUUCGGUGGGACAGGCAAAAUCUAUGCUUCGACGGUGGUUUGUCGAAGACAAAGGUGCUACGGAGGCUUACUUAUGGGAAAACAACGAACCCGUUGUGGAGUGGUUAGAGAACCAAAAGAAGAACGAUUCAACUGUCAGUCGCAACAUUUACGCAGUCAAGAAGGAUGCAAUAAUCUCCCAAAUUCAAAAAGCUUUAGAGGAAUGUCCCGAAGUGGCUUUGGAUGCGGUGGUUGGUCUGUGCCAAGCACUGUCCCCCGCUCAUCGUGGAGAGGUUGUAAAAACGCUUACUCAGCUAGAAUUUACCGAGAAGGAGCACGCCAGUAUGGGAUGACCGCGUACCGGUUACUACAAGUAACGCACCAAUAAUGGCAGGAAAUCGAGACGGAAAAAGCAGUAACGGGUUUCGUCGUGGUAUUCCUGCGCAAUAAUAAUCAUUUCCCGUUUUACCUGGAAGGCCCAUUAUAAUCAUAUCUUUAUCUUUUGCUGCUUUAUCUAGAAGAAAUUUGAUGCGCGUUUUCACAGAUAAAGACAAGAUGUUCCGUUCCAAUCAACGUCUUAUUAUUGUUACGUGUUGAAGGGAUCGAUGAGUCAUAGAUAUAACAACACCUCGUUCAUAUAGCACAUACCAAAAGACGGUAAAAAUAUGAAUUAAAACAAAUUGUUUCUGAGUAGAUUACACUAAACAGUGUGAUACAGCAUCUAAAUUAUCCGACAUUAAUGACAAAAUAUUUAGAAGUACCGGAACCAACCAGAUUUAUAAAGUUAACGUAAUUUAUUGUUGCUAAUCCAAAAACACGUAUCUAUGAGACACACCGAUAAGUUAGUAAAAAAGUUCAUCCUUUUCGAUGAUUACUUUCGUAAUCAGUUAGGUUUUCUAUGGUUGGUUGUAACGAGGGAUUUCAUACUAUCGGAUAAGCUAUAAAAAAUAGUUAUUGAGAAUAAACCAAGGAUACCGGGUACUAUUUGAUACAUUUAUGUUAACUCUUCAAAAGGGAUUAACUGUAAAGAUUAGAUUAAACUAAUAAACCAGAUCAGUUGUUCUAAAUAUCCCAUCUAGCUUAGGUGCAUUCAGUGGAGAUUGUUCAACGAAAAUUGCCAAUCCCAACCAGAUUUAGACAAAACCAAUAGCGGUUAGGAAAGAUCUAAAGCAUCACUGAAUCCUCAAAUAUUGUACAAACCAGUAGAGGUAUGGAAAAUAUAAUAAAAUAAUUGAAACUC
Molecule: messenger RNA, 8441 nt
Organism: Armigeres subalbatus
Lineage: Eukaryota; Metazoa; Arthropoda; Insecta; Diptera; Culicidae
Gene: ACC
Product: acetyl-CoA carboxylase
Exons: 10
Coding region: 265-7554 (2429 amino acids)
Biological process (GO): fatty acid biosynthetic process
Cellular component (GO): mitochondrion
Molecular function (GO): metal ion binding; acetyl-CoA carboxylase activity; ATP binding
Source: RefSeq, a predicted model, not a curated record